AUGGCAACCACUGUCGCUGGACCCAGACUCGGUUCCUUGAAAGUCGCCGGUAAGCUCCAUGGUUACCGUGAGACCUCUCAGGUCCGGCAAUGGGCUCCGCUUCACUCUGCGAUGCCUCAUCUCGGAAUGCUGCGAUGUGGUUCGCGACAGCCAUUUGCAUCAUCUGUUGUGAAAGCUCAAGCGACCACUGCUGAGCAAUCAACACUCGAAGCUGCUCCAAAAGUGGAAUCUCCAGUGGUCGUUGUGACUGGUGCCUCUAGAGGGAUUGGUAAAGCAAUUGCUCUAUCCUUGGGGAAAGCAGGCUGUAAGGUCUUGGUGAAUUAUGCUAGGUCAUCAAAGGAGGCUGAAGAAGUUUCUCAACAGAUUGAAGCAUNUGGUGGACAGGCUAUUACUUUUGGGGGUGAUGUCUCGAAAGAGGCUGAUGUGGAAGCAAUGAUGAAAACCGCUGUUGAUAAAUGGGGAACCAUUGAUGUCGUGGUUAACAAUGCAGGAAUUACUCGAGAUACCUUGUUGAUACGAAUGAAGCAAUCCCAGUGGCAGGAAGUGAUUGAUUUGAAUCUCACUGGAGUAUUUCUCUGUACCCAGGCAGCUAUAAAGAUCAUGAUGAAAAAGAGAAAGGGAAGAAUCAUCAAUAUAUCGUCAGUUGUUGGUCUCAUUGGUAAUAUUGGCCAAGCAAACUACGCUGCUGCUAAAGGUGGAGUUAUUGCUUUUUCCAAGACUGCUGCUAAAGAGGGUGCAAGCAGGAACAUAAAUGUCAAUGUGGUUUGCCCUGGAUUUAUUGCAUCUGACAUGACUGCCAAGCUUGGCGAAGACAUGGAAAAGAAAAUCUUGGGAACAAUCCCAUUAGGACGGUAUGGACAACCGGAAGAUGUGGCUGGCUUGGUAGAAUUCUUGGCNCUCAAUCCUGCAGCCAGUUACAUCACCGGACAGGCAUUCACCAUCGAUGGAGGUAUUGCAAUCUAG
Messenger RNA from Arabis nemorensis, 963 nucleotides. Lineage: Eukaryota; Viridiplantae; Streptophyta; Magnoliopsida; Brassicales; Brassicaceae. The record is from the annotation of a GenBank genome assembly.